Messenger RNA from Callithrix jacchus (white-tufted-ear marmoset), 6378 nucleotides. Lineage: Eukaryota; Metazoa; Chordata; Mammalia; Primates; Cebidae. The record is from RefSeq and is a predicted model, not a curated record.
UACUCCGCCAUUUUCCUCCGACAGUGGGGAUUCAAGAGGUCCUUAUGCAGCUGGGCAGGGCUGGGGUUGUGUUUUGUGUCCCUGCGGGUCGGUGCGAGAGCGAAGAGGAACCCGCGGGCCUCGGGGAAUCCUGGGGGGCCGGACCGGUGUCUCCCAAUUGGUGGGAGCAGAAGCGUGGGCGCAUCGCGGGCGGGCGGGGCCUGACGUGCAGCUGUGUUUCCAGUGUCCUCUGGGUGUUUCCAAGAGCAACAAAAAGUGCAUAAAUCUCUGAACCAGAUUCCACGUCUGUCAGGCGGAUAGACUCCAAUCCCGAUCCAUCCUGGGCUCCUGCUUGGAACAGAACUUCCCGCCUCAGUACCGCAAGGUCUAUUGGGAAACGCAGUCUCGGCUUCCAAUGACGUCACCAGCACAGAAGGGUGGAAGGGCCAUUUGGAUUCCUUUGCGAAUGCGCCGCUCCACCCACUUCCGCCAUCUUCUGCCUGAGAAUCUUGGCUGUUGCUGCCAUCAAGAGGCUGCUCUGAAGGCUGUGAGCUAUGCUUCCAGAGUGCUCUGUGCAUUUCCAAGAUCAACAGUGAAUGAAUCUCUGGUUGAAUGAGACAUCUACAUUGGUGGUCUCGGGGACUCCCGCGGGCCGGUAGCCCCCUGGUAGACGUGCCGGACCCUGACAUCUGGUGGCCCCGAACUGGGACCUGAGUACGAGAAGUACAGUGAUGCAUCCCAAAUCAGAGGAGACAAGGUAAAGCCGCGGUUCUUGUAGUUCUGGACUCAAAAUUAAUCUGCAGUAAAGAUGGAGUAAUGUGAGUUCAGAAAUCAGUCUGUGUUUUUAAUGUUGAUGCAUCAAAUGUUAAGAAAUAGAGGAGCUGAUGUAAAAAUGAAACGUGUUUCUAAGUUUUUAGAGAUUGUCUAUGUAUUGUGUCCAUGGGUCCCUGAGGAGGGAUCCUUAGAUGAAGCUACGUGGAGUAAAAUAGGAACUAAGAUUGAGGAAUAUGCCACCGCUCAUCAAUCUUCCCCGCAGGCAGAACUGUUACUUUUGGUUUGGCCGCAGAUGUGCCAUGCUGUCUGCCUGCCUUCCUGCAAUGCUGCUUGCAAGCACUGACACUCACUGCUUUCCUGCUGCCUCUCUUGCUUCUAAUCCCUCUUCCUCUUACAAAUCUAACUCUGAUGAUGGAGGGGGCAGCUGUAAUUUACCACCUUGUAAUCCUCUAAAUGAGCCCGAUUCCGCCCUCGGAGUCAGACCUGGAGCUGGAAGUGGAGGAGCUCAGGACACCCCCGAGCAAUUUUUCAGGCUCCUGGUUUUGCUUUCUAAACCUGCUCAAGCUUUUCCUGUGGUUACUAUGCCUUCUUUUAGACACUGGAGCAGAUGUUUCUGUAACUUCCUCAGAGUUUUGGCCCCCUGCACAGCCUGUCACACAGGCUGUCCCUGCAGGGCAUAGGCACUUUCUCUAACCCUUAUCAGCCAUCUCAGCUGUUAUCUUGGUCAGAUAAUAGAGCUGGUCCAGGAACAGCUCGCAGCUGGCAAUUUAAGACAUUCUGAUAGUCCAUGGAAUACUCCUAUUUUUGUCAUUAGAAAGAAAUCUGGUAAAUGGAGACUCUUACAAGACCUUAGGAAAGUAAAUGAAAUUAUGGAAGUCAUGGGACCUCUGCAACCUGGUCUCCCUUUGCCUGUUGUUGUUUCUCAAAAUUGGGAAUUACUAGUUAUUGAUUUGAAAGAUUGCUUCUUUUCCAUCCCCUUGGCACCUCAAGAUUGCUGCAGGUUUGCCUUUAGUGUUCCUGCAACCAAUUUUGACAGGCCUUUUGAACGCUAUGAGUGGACUGUUCUACCUCAAGGUAUGGCGAAUAGCCUGAACUUGUGUCAGAAAUUUGUUGCUCAGGCAAUUGCGCCCCUCCAUGAGCACUAUCUGGAUGCUCUUUUGCUACAUUAUAUGGAUAAUCUCCUUUUGGCCACUCCUUCCCCCAGCCUCCUACAGGAAGCCUUUCGGGAUUUAAGCGACCUCCUUACAAAUUCAGACUUAGUUAUAUCUCCUGUUAAAGUUCAAAAAGUAACUCUUUUCCAUUACUUAGGUCGCCUCAUUGACUCCAAUCAAGUGUCCUCUAAGACUCCUGUCUUACCUACUGCCCAUCUCAGUACAUUAAAUAAAUUCCAAAAGUUUUUGGGAGACAUUAAUUGGAUCAGACCUAGCCUUAAAUUAACUACUGGUCAGCUCAAGCCUCUUUUUGAUAUGCUCAGAGGCCCCGCAGACCCAAAGUCUCCCCGGACACUUACUGAUGAGGCUAGAAAUGCCUUGCAAUUGGUGCAAGAUGCUUUCUCAGAACAAAAACUAAACCGUGUCUCUAUUGGGGUAUCUUGGUGUUUAUGCAUUUUACACACCUCCUACACCCCCACAGGCCUCUUCUGGCAAAAGGGAAUCUUGGAGUGGCUCCAUCUGUCCACCAGUCUGCCUUGUAUUGUACUCCUUAUCAUGAAUUAGUGUCCAUGCUAAUUGCCAAAGGCCGCCUCAGGGCACUUGCUCUCUUUGGCUCUGACCCACCUCUCAUAAUUGUUCCUUACACCACUCAAGAACAGUCCUGGUUAUGGUCAUUCUUUGACUCAUGGCAAAUAGCUUUUGCAGGUUUCUCAGGACAACUUUCCUGUCAUUACCCCAAAGACAAAAUAUUGCAUUUUUAUUCUCAAUGUAAUCUAAUUUUCCCCAAAACUUGUUCUUUGCAGCCAAUUUCUCAGGCCACUUUGGCAUUUACAGACAGUUCCUCAAACGGACUUGCUGCUGGACAGAUUGAUGAUGUUCCCUUUUCUUUCCAGACACCUGAAACUUCCAUCCAAAGGGUGGAAUUGCUUGCUGUUCAAUAUAUGCUCUCUACUUGUGGUCAAUCAGUUAAUAUAUACUCUGACAGUCAAUAUGUAGUUAACUUGAUUAAUCUGCUGGAGAUAGCACCCCUAUUAUUCUCUGACAGUUCUGCUAUAAUACACCUACUUCUUCCUUUACAGCAGACUAUCCGCAAGCAGACUCAUCAAUUUUUUUAUUGGCCAUAUUUGUGCACAUACUAACAAGGCUCACGUAGCCUGCAACUGCAGUUUCACAUCACCAGAGAACAGGCUCGUGCCAUUGUUAAGCAAUGCCCUGCUUGUGUGACUCACUUGCCUCAAACUGCACAUACCGGAGUAAACCCUCGUGGCCUACAGCCUGGCCACAUCUUUCAGAUGAAUGUCACCCAUAUUGCUUCUUUUGGUUGUUUAAAAUAUGUGCAUGUAACCAUUGACACUUUUUCUCAUUUCAUAAUAGCUUCAGCCCAUACAGGAGAGGCAGCAGUCAAGGAUGUGACUGCUCAUUGUCUACUCGUGUUUUCCAGCCUAGGUGCACCAAAAAUUUUGAAGACUGAUAAUGCUCCAGCUUAUACCAGUUCUUCAUUCCAAACCUUUUGUUCUCAAUUUCAGGUGAUUCAUAAGACAGGAAUUCCCUAUAAUCCUCAGGGACAGGGAAUUGUUGAAUGUGCUCAUGCCACCCUUAAAACUUUAUUACUUAAACUAAAUAAUUCACCUCCUUCCUUUUACAAGUCUCCACAUGAUGUACUUCGGCAUGCUCUUUAUGUUCUAAACUUUUUAACCCUUGAUGCCCAGGGCCACUCAGCAGCUGAUCAUUUCUGGCACCCAAGGGACUCGGCCACGCCUAUGGUGUUAUGGAAAGAUUUUUUCUCUAAUCAGUGGAAUGGCCCUGACCCAGUGUUAAUUUGGGGCAGAGGUCACGUUUGUGUUUUUCCUAGAUCUGCCCCCUCACCUAUCUGGGUACCUGAAUGACAUGCCAAGCAUGCCCCAAAGAGGACAGUUCUCCCCAAGACUAGUGACCGUCCCAUUUCCCUGACUGACAUCUCCCCAUCAGCUGUGCCCUCAGAUGACUUCACGGAACUCCCUUCUCCCAAGAAUCCGACGUCUACAUCUGCAGAGGACAAUGCCCUGCCAUGCCCAUCGCCCUCGGCACCAGCCAGCGCCUUUUCAAGAAGUUCCAGUCCCCACCUGGACCCAAAUGCAAUGCCUGGUGACUGAUGCGUCACGCAUUGUUCGUCAGCAAGGACACUCCCACUCUGUUUUUAGCCAUGCUAGCUGUUUUGUCUUGUGAUCCUAUGUUGGCACGUUCUGUGUCCACUUAUGAUUCUCCGGGUGCUUUUUGGGACUGUGUCCCUGAUCCUCCUUUACUCUGCCCUGUUACUUGGGAUGACCCUGCCUUUACUGUCUUUCUUAACGACACCUCAAUAUUUGGCACCCCUUCAGCCGCUCAUAUCUAUCCUCAAUCAGCAGAUUACACAUUCUUUGGUCAAUCCAUUUCUCCUCCUAUGUGUUUCCAUGCUGCCAAACUGUAUUCUAUGCCCUUUUACAUAGAGGAUCCACAUUACACACCUGUAACUACUGCUCAGCCUUCACCCUCCUAUUGCUUCAAUUUAGGCAUUUGCAGUUCUUUUGCUUAUAGUGGCCUUGAAGCUGCACUCAAGGGUUCUCUCCAAUUUGCUAGAAAUUGGGUUACAUCCUAUAUUGGACUCAGGGAAUCAUCAGAAGUUACUCCUGCUAAACUGCCCAUAUACGACCAGCAACAUUGCUAUAAGACCAACAAAUCUUUUGACCCUGCACCUGUCUGGCGCCCUUGUCUUCCCCCAUCAGCUCAUGCUCUUCACUCCCACCUUAUUACAGGGUUUCCUCUUUAUGAUUGGUCUGUACCCUCUCAUCUUUCUGGCCUCUAUCGGUAUGUAGUUCCCGGAGCAUGGAAUACUCUGUAUACCAUAGCCUCUGGCAAAACCUAUUCCUCUUUAUGGAGGCUUUUUCUGGCUAUUCAUCCUUCUACAGUCUAUGCAGGCCUUGGAAGCAAUGUUGCUAAGCCUGUACAAACCUUCUCCAUCCAUUCUUGUGUAGCCGCUCCCUAUGCCUUUUUGCUAGGGCCAGUGUCUUUUCAUGUUCAAAAUGGUCAUUAUACUAUUUCCUGUUUAAAUUGCCUACUCACAAACUGUAGUGAUGCUUCCAGGUUCCCUGUUGAUACAAUUUUUAUUGUUCAUCAACCCCCUUAUGUUAUGCUCCCUGUAAAUAUUUCAGGUCCUUCGUAUGAUGAACAUUCAUACUCUCUGUUCUACAAAACCCAAUCUCUGCUCCUUUGAUGCCAAAAACGUUUCCUUGGUAUGUUCAUUGCUGGAAUUGUUGCCAUUGUGUCUGUGAUAGCUUCUACAGCUACAGCUGCUGUCGGUCUUACUAAAUCUGUUAAUACCUCUGUAUAUGUAAAUCAUUUAGCCAAAAAUGUUUCUAUUGCUAUGGGAACUCAAAUGUCUAUUGAUGAUAAAUUAGAAGCUAAACUGAAUGCCUUAGAACAAACUGUAACCAUACUAGGGGACAACGUGUAUAACUUACAAAAUAGACUUUCACUUCACUGUCAUGCUCAUUAUAAAUACAUAUGUGUUACCAGCACUCCUUACAAUGGUUCCCAGUGGCAGUGGCCACUUAUUAAGGCCCAUUUACAGAGCAUCUGGUCUCAUAACAAUCUCUCUCUUGACAUCUCACGUUUGCAGCAAGAAAUUUCGGCCAUUGACCUUUCUUGGUCACAAUUACCUGAUGAUGACUCUAUUGCUAACAGUUUUGUUGAUGCCAUGUCCUCUUGGGUACAACAGUUUCAUAUCCCCUCUUUUUCAUCACUGCUUGCCAUUGCUGCUUGUCUUAUAUUGCUGAUGUGCUUGCCAUGUGUCUUCCGCCUCUUGUCCUCCACCCUCCAAGAAGUGCAAUUGAAGGUGUUUGCCCUUCAUUUGCAAAGUAAAAAACCAGGAGAUGGCAGUGUUCACGCCAAGGGCUUGAGACAGUAGCGUGACUCACCCCAUCUUGGCUGCUGGACCUAUCUGCCCUCUCUCCCCACUCUCGAGGGCUGUCGAGUUGAGGGGAGAGUGGCUAAGCUACUGAGGCAAAAAGAAUGCAGAGUAAGGGCCUGUGGUUUAUGAGAACAUUGUGCUGACUGCUUCAUAUCCCCUUUAGUCUCUGUGUAAGCAAUAGGCUUGCUGCAAUUGAGAUGGCUGAGAGGGGCAAAGACCCCUGCUCAUAUUUUCUCAGGAGCUGAGCCUUUGCUCUACCUCCUGAUGGAAAACAUAGUUAACAAGCCACCUUAAGGGAACCAUUGUUUGUUUGCACUGUGUAUCUUUGAAAAACAUAUAUUAACUGUUAAACUGCUUUGUAAGCUAUUAUCACAAGCCCCCUUGAAACUGCUUUGUGAGCUGUUAUCACAGGCCCCUGAUAACUAUUUUUGCGUGCUUUCUGUUCCCUUUUCUGUUUGCCCCCUUUUCUGCUGAGCUAAAGUAAAUGUAACAAGAAAAAAAGGUAUAAAAGCUGUCAUCCACAGAAAUAAAGUUGCUGCUUGACUGCAA